CUCUUCUCUUUUAGCCGUGUGUAGGGGGUAUCAUACAGGGGCCUCAGGACUUGGUCUUGUCUGUUCUGGGUGGCGGGGAUCACAGGUCCUUUCCAAGUGAAUUGUAUGAAGUAGUUAGUUAAGUCGGAGUUACAGACACCCACUUAAGCACUGAAUCAUGAAGUGGAACCUUGUGUUCCUCGGGUUCCUUCUGACCUUCGGGCAACUGUCAUGGGGCCAGAAAGGUAUGGACUUUCCCGAAUACGAUGGAAAGGACCGCGUUCACGACCUUAACGCCAAGAAUUACAAGUCUGUGAUGAAGAAAUAUGACGUGAUGGUGGUGUACUACCAUGAGCACGUGGGAUCCAGCAAAGCCGCCCAGAAACAGUUUCAGAUUGAGGAGCUUGGCCUUGAGCUUGCUGCUCAGGUCCUGGAGGACCUAGACGAUGAGGACAUUGGAAUUGGCCUGCUCGAUGAAAAGAAAGACAGUGCUGUCGCCAAGAAACUUGGUCUGGAAGAAGCUGACAGUGUCUACAUUUUCGUUGAGGAUGAGGUCAUUGAGUAUGACGGAGAGCUUGCUGCAGACACACUGGUGGAGUUCAUCUAUGAUGUGAUUGAGGAUCCAGUGGAGAUUAUUGAUAACAUGCGUGAGAUGAGAGGUUUCCAUAAUAUUGAGGAAGACAUCAAGCUGGUGGGCUUCUUCAAGAGUGAGAAAUCUGAACACUAUCAUGCAUUUGAGGAUGCAGCUGAGGAGUUUCACCCACACAUCAAGUUCUUUGCCACCUUCAGUUCAAAGGUUGCUAAGAGUCUAGACUUGAAGUUGAAUGAGGUGGACUUUUACGAGCCCUUCAUGGACGAUCCCAUCGUCAUCCCUGGUAAACCUUACAGUGAGGAAGAACUUGUUGAAUUCAUCGAGGACAAUGACAGGCCCACACUGAGGAAAAUGAUGCCACACAACAUGUAUGAGAUUUGGGAGGAUGCUCUUGAUGGCGAGCACAUCAUUGUUUUUGCUGAGGAGGGUGACCCAGAUGGUUAUGAAUUUCUUGAUAUUGUGAAGGAAGUGGCAGAAGAUAAUACAGACAAUCCCGACCUGAGCAUCGUCUGGAUCGACCCUGAUGACUUCCCCCUGCUUGUCCCCUACUGGGAGAAGACCUUCGACAUCGACCUGUCCUCCCCUCAGAUCGGAGUCGUGGAGGUUGAUGAUGCUGAGAGUAUCUGGCUGGAGAUGGAUGAUGACGACGACAUGCCCACAGCAAAAGAGCUUGAGGAUUGGCUGGAGGAUGUGCUAGAGGACAAAAUUGACCCUGAUGAUGAUGACGACGACGAUGAUGAUGAUGAUGAUGACGACGACGAUGAUGAUGACGACGACGAUGAUGACGACGACGACGAUGAUGACGACGACGAUGAUGAUGAUGAUGACGACGACGAUGAUGAUGAUGACGACGAUGAUGAUGACGACGACGAUGAUGAUGACGACGACGAUGAUGACGACGAUGAUGACGAUGAUGACGACGAUGAUGACGACGAUGAUGAUGACGACGACGAUGAUGAUGACGACGAUGAUGAUGACGAUGAUGACGACGACGACGAUGAUUAUUAAACUCUAUUCAUCGCACAAGUUACUAUGUAUCGUCCAAAUCUAGUCUAAGUUUUUGUAUUUGCACUGUUCAUCAACGUCACCAAAAUUCCUUUGUUAUUUGUCACAAAGUUAAAAACAUUAUUAUUGUCACGUC
Molecule: messenger RNA, 1712 nt
Organism: Triplophysa rosa
Lineage: Eukaryota; Metazoa; Chordata; Actinopteri; Cypriniformes; Nemacheilidae
Gene: casq1a
Product: calsequestrin 1a
Exons: 11
Coding region: 158-1579 (473 amino acids)
Biological process (GO): regulation of skeletal muscle contraction by regulation of release of sequestered calcium ion
Cellular component (GO): sarcoplasmic reticulum lumen
Molecular function (GO): calcium ion binding
Source: RefSeq, a predicted model, not a curated record